Pecten maximus is the source of this 2171-nucleotide messenger RNA. RefSeq lists its product as uncharacterized. Gene Ontology annotation, biological process: adenylate cyclase-activating G protein-coupled receptor signaling pathway. The record is from RefSeq and is a predicted model, not a curated record. NCBI's taxonomy places the organism in Eukaryota, Metazoa, Mollusca, Bivalvia, Pectinida, Pectinidae. Gene Ontology annotation, molecular function: G protein-coupled receptor activity. The coding region runs from base 39 to 965 and encodes 308 amino acids. The transcript has 2 exons. Gene Ontology annotation, cellular component: plasma membrane.
AUGAAUCGUUCUCGGACAUGUAACGUGUUAAACCCGUAAUGACGUAUGGUAAUGGGUACGAUAUUCCGGUCUACGGACUGGACAAUGGCGGAUUUCACCUCCUCCACAUCCUGGCUAUUUGCUGUAUAUUUCUAAGUCUUAUUUCAGCCAUGACGAUUGUGAUAUUUUCUUUUAAACAAAACGGUGUUAAAGGUUUCUUUUCAUGGUCAAAGAGCGAGAGACUGGUUGUAUACCUGGCAUUAUGUGAUGGAUUUUUCAAUAUGUCUCAUUCUCUUGACCAUUUCAACAUUCUGCUGACCAGGGACCAUGUUCGGCCACUAGAGUUGUGUCAGUUUUACAGCUUUAUCAAUAUGGAGUUUAUUUUUGCCCAGACCCUUAUGGUCAAUGCUAUUGCCAUCAAUGCCUUUCUAAUGAUCUACUUCGGGAAGAAUUUGGACUUUGGAAGGAAGGACUGGAGGCUUCUGGUUUGGGGGUUUGUAACGCCUCUCAUACUGGACAUAGUUUGUGCGGCCACAGGACAAUUCGGACCCACUGGAGCAUAUUGUUUCUUUGACGGAAUCAAGGCAAAGAUCAGUAAUAUGUUCCUGACAACCAUCCCGAUGAGUGUCAUUCUGGUAGCCAAUGCUGUUCUGUAUGCACUGACGUUUUACCGGAUCCAGUCGGAAGCCAAACGUUUGCAGCACUCUCUUGGCGCUUCUAGUAGUGCAUCGCGUGCAUCCCAUCGCGCAGCCCGAAACAUGAUCCUUUUUCUUUUAGCGUUUUUCGUCCAAUGGUGGGCUGCGACCGCAUUUGGAAUAUGGUUACUGUUUCAGGAACCGCCAAUGAUAUUAUUCCAGCUGGUGACGACAUUCUCAAACAUUGGCGGAGUUCUGAAUGGUAUAACGUUCGCCAUUAUCCGGCGAAGACAGACAACAGUAAAACCAGACGAUAAAGGUAACUCCCAACAUGCUGCUUCGUCUUUCUGACGUGUAAUUACUGCUGUGACUGUUUACUAUCAACGAUUUCUACUAGUAUGGAAACUUUUGUGGUCAUUGUCAGUACCACUUGAAUAAUAAGGUCGUUGAAUUUUACGAACCGGACAUCUACCACUUCUGCAUGGUUUACUUAUGUAUAUCACUGAACAACCUAUGACAUUCUCGGGCGAGUUGUAGCAGAUCGCACAGGAAGUUAUCAAGAGCGAUAUGGACAAACCCACAACAUCAUUCAGCUUCAAUCCUGAUGCCAAGAAAACACAAACCACAACAACAUAGGACUGUCCAUCAAUCCUGAUGCCAAGGAAACACAAACCACAACAACAUAGGACUGUCCAUCAAUCCUGAUGCCAAGGAAACACAAACCACAACAACAUAGGACUGUCCAUCAAUCCUGAUGCCAAGGAAACACUAACCACAACAACAUAGGACUGUCCAUCAAUCCUGAUGCCAAGGAAACACAAACCACAACAACAUAGGACUGUCCAUCAAUCCAGAUGCCAAGGAAACACAAACCACAACAACAUAGGACUGUCCAUCAAUCCUGAUGCCAAGGAAACAUACACCACAACAACAUAGGACUGUCCAUCAAUCCUGAUGCCAAGGAAACACAAACCACUACAACAUAGGACUGUCCAUCAAUCCUGAUGCCAAGGAAACACAAACCACUACAACAUAGGACUGUCCAUCAAUCCUGAUGCCAAGGAAACACAAACCACAACAACAUAGGACUGUCCAUCAAUCCAGAUGCCAAGGAAACAUAAACCGCUGAUCUUUGCCCGAUUGCAUUCAUGUGAUGUUCUACCCAGUUAUACAGUGGAAGGAAUGUUCAACAUUUUUAGUUCUGAUACAGCAAAUCCAUUCAAGAAAAUUUCCGCUUGGUGUAGUAUCAGUUCAUAAUAUGUAAGAAAACUCUCUAUUCCACCAUGACAAGACAGAAUCAUAACAACACGGGAAGAAAUUAUUACCAACACUAUAUAACAACUGAUAAAGUUAUCCGUUGAGAAACAACAGUGGCUUUAAGUAAAAGAUCGUCUUUACUAAACGUUAAUCCGAGAGCGGAAAGUCUGUCAAAAUGGCUGCCUAUGUUGCUACAAAUGCAUACAUAGAAAUACGUUAACAGCGUGUAUGUCAUUGACAGGUUUCUCACAUAAGAAAAGUGUCCUUACUGAUUAUUGAUGAAUAAAAAGUACGCUCUGU